This is a messenger RNA of Myxocyprinus asiaticus (Chinese sucker), 3816 nucleotides long. RefSeq names its product RNA binding motif protein 25a (gene rbm25a). Lineage: Eukaryota; Metazoa; Chordata; Actinopteri; Cypriniformes; Catostomidae. The coding region runs from base 160 to 2574 and encodes 804 amino acids. Gene Ontology annotation, cellular component: spliceosomal complex. Gene Ontology annotation, molecular function: mRNA binding. The record is from RefSeq and is a predicted model, not a curated record. Gene Ontology annotation, biological process: mRNA processing; regulation of alternative mRNA splicing, via spliceosome. The transcript is spliced from 18 exons.
CUCUGGACACUCUCUUAUUAUCAGAGGAACGCGUGACCAAAAUCAGAGGGAAACACUGAACACUUAAGUAUUUAACUGAACGUGGCGUUAUCUAUACAUACCUGCGACGGACAGAAAGCCUUGAUCCUAAAACCCCUAAUUUGAUCGGUGUAACAGAAGAUGUCAUUCCCUCCUCAUCUGAACCCAAUACCCCAGUUACCCCCUGGCAUUUCUGCCACACAGUUUGCAGGGUUUCCCACCAAUGUCCCUACAGCGAGUCCAAUAAUUUCAAUGCAUAUGGGAAUGAUGCCUCCUUCCCCAGCGGUUUUGGUACCAACUACAGUGCAGUUAGUUCAGAAGCCACUGGGGCUGACUAGGGAGGCCAUUGCCACCCAUACCAAGGAGCUUGAGGAAGGUACAGGUGCCAACACAGGGCCGACCACCACAGUGUUUGUGGGAGACAUCUCAGAAAAGGCCUCUGACAUGCUGGUGCGACAGCUGUUGGCGAAAUGUGGUUUGGUCCUCAGCUGGAAAAGAGUCCAGGGGGCUUCUGGAAAACUGCAAGCGUUUGGUUUCUGUGAGUACAAAGAGCCUGAGUCCACGCUGAGAGCUCUCCGACUACUUCAUGAGCUGCAAGUGGGAGAUAAGAAGUUACUUGUGAAAGUGGAUGCAAAGACCAAAGCUCAGCUGGACACCUGGAAGGCCAAUCAGAAGAGGCCAAAUGGGGCUCCUCAGUUUAGAGAAGACGCUACAGCUGAAGAGGUUCUGGAUGAUGAGACAAAGCGGCGUGAUCAGAUGGUGAAGGGUGCUAUCGACGGUCUGAUCCGGGAGUAUUCCAGUGAGCUCACGGCCUCCUCACAGGAUGCUGAUGCCCAUCAACGCAAGAAACGUAGAGAGAAGAAGGAGAAUGAUAUAAAUGCCAUGGAGAUGGAGGAUGACAAGCGAGACCUGAUUUCCAGAGAGAUUAGCAAAUUCAGAGACACACACAAGAAACUGGAGGAGGAGAAGGAUAGAGAACGACAGCAGGUUGAGAAAGACAGGGGAGACAGGGACAAAGAGAGGGAACGAGAGAGAGAACGACGUGAUCGAGAGAGGGAUAAGGAGCGUGAGAGAGAGAGGCAGAAGGAGAGAGAAAAGGAGCGAGAGAGAGAGCGAGACCGUGACCGCGAAAGAACGAAGGAGAAAGAAAAAGAGCGGGAAAAAGAAAGAAGUCGUGAUCAAAGUAUAGACAGAAGCAGAUCAAGGGAGAGAAGUCGAGAAGAAAAGAAAAGAGAGCGAGAGGAGGAUGAGGAGGAGACAUACGAACGGCGCAAGCUGGAAAGGAAGCUACGUGAAAAGGAGGCAGCCUAUCAGGAGCGCCUGAAGAACUGGGAGAUCAGAGAGAGGAAAAAAUCAAGGGAUUACAUUAAAGAUGAGGAGAGAGAUGAGGAAAGAUGCAGGGAGAUGAGUAAAGAAGCGAAGCGAUUGAAAGAGUUCCUGGAGGAUUAUGAUGAUGACAGAGAUGAUCCUAAAUACUACAGGGGCAGCGCGCUGCAGAAGCGAUUGAGGGACAGAGAGAAAGAGCUGGAAUUUGAUGAGAGAGACAGAAAGAGAGAGAAAGAUGAACUGGAGGAGAUCAGACAGAGACUUCUAGCAGAGGGACACCCAGACCCUGAUGCUGAACUUCAGAGGAUGCAGCAGGAGGCCGAGAGGGAGUGCCAGCCUCCUCUAAAGCAGGAGCAGAGCGAAGAGGUGACGCAAAUCCCCUGUGAGGAGCAUCAGAGAAAAGGAUCCACAGAGCAGGAGGCAUACUCCUCAGACAAUAAUGUCACAGACCAAGAGGAAGAUGAGGACAAAGAUGAUGACAGAGAGGACAAGCCAUGCUUGAAGCCCACACUUAGACCUGUUACCACAGUGCCCUCCAUCUCUUCUGCCAGCGGCAAUGGCACACCACUAACACCCGAAAGCGAAUCACCACACUGCAUCAACACUCUGCAGGAGAACUCUUCAUAUGAGGCUCCGCCCACAGAGGAGAACAGGCCUAAAAUAGGUCUCAGUCUCAAACUGGGUGCUGCGGGCAGUCCAAAAAUGCCCCAGGCAGUAAGACGAAAGGCUCUUGCUGCAGUUGACAGCGUCUUUAAUAAGUUUGCUGAUGAGGAGGCAGAGGAAACACCCAAGAAGAGGAAGCUGGUACCUCUGGACUACAGUGAGGAUGAGAAGGGAGGCCUGAGCCUGGAUGGGACAGAGGUCACAGGGUCACGGCCUGGUGUAAACACAGAAGAGAAACGAAAACAUAUCAAGAGUCUGAUUGAGAAAAUCCCCACAGUCAAACAAGAGCUUUUUAACUAUCAACUGGACUGGAACAUGGUGGACACGACAUUGAUGGACAGGAGGAUCCGCCCCUGGAUUAAUAAAAAAAUUAUAGAGUACAUUGGAGAGGAGGAGGCCACACUAGUCGAAUUCGUCUGUUCUAAGAUUAUGGCUCACAGCACACCAGAGGGAAUUCUGGACGAUGUUGCCAUGGUACUGGAUGAGGAGGCAGAAGUGUUUAUAGUGAAAAUGUGGAGACUUCUGAUUUAUGAAACAGAGUCCAAGAAAAUUGGCCUGGUGAAAUAACAUGGAGUGCUGAGCUGAACUGAGAGGGAUAGAAAUGAGUAGGAGAGCGGAUAGUGACCUUGCAUCUCUCUCCAACUCUUCAAAGUAAAUUAAAGUAUGGUGGGUGAACACCACAGAGAUACAGACUGCUGCACUUCCACUCUUCCUAUAUUCUCCAGGGAAUUAACUGCACAUCUGGUGUGUGUGUGUGUGUCUGACAGCAUUUCCAAAAUUAAAAGGUUGAAAAGGCUGCUUAAAAGGAAUAUUCCAGGUUCAAUACAAGUUAAGCUCAAUUGACAGCAUUUGUGGCAUAAUGUUGAUUACCAGAAAGAAAAAUUUUGAAUCAUCCCUCCUUUAAAAAAAGCAGAAGUCUGGGUUACAGUGAGGCACUUACAAUGGAAGUAAAUGGGGCUAAUCUGUAAAUGUUAAAAUACUCACUGUUUCAAAUGUAAAGCCACAAGACGUAAACAAUAUGUGUGUUAACAUGACUUUAGUGUGACAAAAUCACGUACUAACCUUUUCUAUGUAAAGGUAUUGCCAAUUGUACAGCUUCGUUGCCAUGACAAUGUAAUGGUGUAAACCCUAAAAUGACUGUGAAAACAAUGUUUUAAACAGCUUUACAGCUACAACAGAACAAUUAAUGUAAAUACUUUUAUACAAUUAUAAAGCUUCACAUUUCUGCCUUUUUUAAACCCUCCAAAAAUUGGCCCCAUUCACUUCCGUGUUAAGUGUCUUACUACCUUAAUUUUUGCUUUUUUUUUUUUUUUUUUAAAGAAAGUUAGUAAUUUUUUGUGGUAGUCAACAUUAUGCCACAAAUGCGGUUGAUUGAGCUUAACUUGUGUUGAACACAGAAUAUUCCUUUAAUGUCCAGAAUAAACGGGAUGUCUAGUUUGGCUGGCUGUUUUCCUUUUCAGUUGUCUUAAUUUGUUUCAGUUGUUAUUUAAUUCUAUUCUGUCUCCAAAUAUUUGCACAACCAAGUUCAAUCAGAAGUUUUUCUUUAAUUAUUUAAGUGAACUCAGUUGGGCUUAACUGUAUGCCUGCCUCAUUACAAGAGAGUAUGAAGUCAUUUUCAGUGCACUGUAUUUACAGAAACAUUGUUUAAAUAAGAAUUAAUAUUUCUUACCAUGGGAGUCUGUGAUGUGGGAUUUUCUGAAGGUUUUUGCAGCAGUGGUUUUGAAUGUAGAAUACUUUGCACAUACCAGCCCAGUCAAAGAUUUGUUUCCAUGGUGAUUGAUUUGACUUUGAAAUAUUAAAAUGUUUGAU